UUUAAGGCCUGAGUUUAAAGAGUGCGUUCGGUCAUCAUGAUGUGUGUGAAUAUGUAUUCGUCUUUUAUUUUAUUUUAUGCUGCUUUUAUUAUAUUGUGUCCAUCGAGUCUGGCGAUAGAAGUAGCUGUGUAUCGCCUAACUUACGGAGGUGUACCAGUUUAUAAUGGUUCCAGCUAUGGGCUUUAUUUUUACUCCGAUGACAAAAUUUUUAUACGCUUCGAAGUGCUCGACAUUGAGGACAACUUGCUUGUUGCACUGUACAGUGAUGACAAUUUAUUGAAAAACUAUUCUUUGGAGACCAAUAGAACACUAACGAAUGCAAAGAUGUUUAAUUUUAAAAGUACCACUUUAUUAAACAUCAAGUUGAAGAUAUGUACGAAAGAACACAUAUGCAUAUCACCCACCAUUGUCGAAGGAAGACGUGUUUCAGACGCAACUCCGCUCUCAGAAGCAGAUAGGGUUUGUUUAAACCGAGUUUGUGAAGUUAUAGUGAAUUUGACAGACAUCACAGCAGCCUAUGUCCUGGAAAGAAACGGAAUUAAUGUAAGCACAUCGACAGCGUCUACAACGACGAGGGAGCCGGUGACGAGCGUGCUCGCUGCUGCUGACCAGCCAGAGACAGUCGCCGCCAGUGAGAAUGAGUCACUCUACUGGACAGUGACUAUCGUCAUGGUUGCGGUAACAUGGGCGGCGGUGUUGCUGCUGGCGCUCAUCACAGUGGCCUGCAUACGUCUCUGUCGCGCGCGAACUCCCGGUCAGCCAGCUUCAGACCGCUUUUGGAAUCGGUUCUAUGUGAACUUGCUGCUGCGAGAUGAAUGCAAUGCGGAGAUACGCGAGCGUGAGCGACGCGAUGCGGAGAUACGCGAGCGCGAGCGACGCGAUGCAGAACUGGAAUAUAAUUACGUGUACGACCACCGAUACGCCCCUCGUACACAAAGAACUCGCUGAAUAGUGUUACACUCGGCAUCAAACCAACUCAGCUUACUGCGCCCACUGCUCAACGAUCCUUUCUCAUCUACGAAUUAUGUACUACAGGGGAAACGCCUUCUUUGCUAGAAACACGUCAAGCUUCAACAAACUGCCCCUUGAGUUGAUCUUU
Helicoverpa armigera (cotton bollworm) is the source of this 1099-nucleotide messenger RNA. RefSeq lists its product as uncharacterized. NCBI's taxonomy places the organism in Eukaryota, Metazoa, Arthropoda, Insecta, Lepidoptera, Noctuidae. The coding region runs from base 37 to 948 and encodes 303 amino acids. The record is from RefSeq and is a predicted model, not a curated record. The transcript is spliced from 7 exons.